CAUGGGAGAUUAUCCGUUUUGAAACUUUCGAAAUUGUCGAAUGGAGUUAAAGAAACUUUGUUCUCUACAAGUUCACCUUUUUAUGUGAUUAAUUAUAGAUUUUGAUAAAUAAAUGGAUAAAAAGGUAUGACUUGUUUUAUUUUAUCUUUUGUGCUUUGUGCUCAGGUCGUACCAAAUUAUUUUCCCUCUCUAUGUUAGUUUCCUUUAGCGAAUUAAAUUGCUUUAAAGCACCGACGAUCUAACCAUAAAACCCUAGGUUUUUUUCUUUCAGUUGGGAUUAAUUAUUACUAAAAUUUCAGCUCAUCACAAACCCUAAUCUUGGCGAGCUUCGAGACUCGGUUUUGCCAAUUUUAUUAUUCUAUUUGACAUGGCUUGUGAUUCAUUAGCUCUUAUCUCAAUUGUUAUAGGGUUUUCAAGAAAUGAUAAACGCAAAACCAAUGGAUCAAAUGAUCUCAAACACCAACAACAACACAUCGCAACAACAACCAACAUUCAUCGCCACCAAAACAAGGCCAAACGCCUCCGCAUCCAACGGCGGCUCCGGCGGAAACAACAACAAUACUACGAUGGAAAGUAGAAAGUCCAGACCAAACGAGAAAGUAAACUGUCCAAGAUGUAACUCAACAAAUACGAAGUUCUGUUAUUACAACAACUACAGUCUCACACAACCAAGAUACUUCUGCAAAGGUUGUCGAAGGUAUUGGACCGAAGGUGGCACUCUUCGUAACGUCCCUGUCGGAGGCAGCUCAAGAAAGAACAAGAGAUCCUCAACACGUCUAGCUUCACCUUUGUCUUUCCCUGUCAUGCAAGAACAUCAACAUGGUAUGUCUCAGUUCCUUCAUAUGCCCAAGAUCGUGAACAGCAAUGCAUCAUCCUCAAUCUACGCUUCAUCAUCUCCUGUCUCAGCUCUCGAGUUUCUAAGAUCCAAUGGAGUCUCUUCAAGAGGAAUGAACAUGUUCUUGCCAGGUCAAAUGAUGGAUUCAAACUCAGUUCUUUACUCAUCCUUAGGGUUUCCAACAAUGGCUGAUUACAAACAGAGUAACAAUAACCUUUCAUUCUCCGUUGAUCAUCAUCAAGGGAUUGGAUAUAACACUAUUAAAAGCAAUCAAAGAGCUGAAGAUAAUAAUCAUUUCGAUGACAUGAAUGGAGCAAGUAAGGUUUUGUUCCCAUUUUCAGACAUGAAAGAGCUAUCGAGCACAACCCAAGAGAAGAGCCAUGGUAAUAGUACGUAUUGGAAUGGGAUGUUCAGUAAUACAGGAGGAUCUUCAUGGUGAAAAGAAAAGGUUAAAAAUAAAUCAUGAACUUAUAUAUUGGCUUCUCUUUUCUUUUCUCUUUAUUUAUUUUUAUUUUAGUUUGAUGAUCUUUUGUUCUUUCUCACAUGGGGUACUUUUAGUUAAAGUUGUCAGAACUUAGUUUACAGAUUUUCUUUAUAUUCGGUGUGAGGGUAAUUAUUGUACUGUAUCAAAAGAUCUUUGUUCAUGAGGACGGCUAAGGGGUAUCAUACGAGGGUAGAAGAAUAGUGAAUACGAUCGAGGGCUUUGUGUGUAAUCAGUGAGAUCUGUAUUCAUCAUUUCUUCUAGCUGUAAAAGUAUUUGUGUAAUUCCUUCAUCUUUAUUUUUAAUCUUAGUUUGAUCUAUAUUUAAGUGGUGUAAACAUAAAGUUUGGUAGGUUCAUCUUUGGUUGAGUGACUACCAAUAAUUUUCUUUUAUAUAUUUACCAUCGAAUAUUUUCAGUGUUAUAGUAACAAUUUAUUACAUAUUUG
Messenger RNA from Eruca vesicaria subsp. sativa (arugula), 1762 nucleotides. Lineage: Eukaryota; Viridiplantae; Streptophyta; Magnoliopsida; Brassicales; Brassicaceae. The record is from the annotation of a GenBank genome assembly.